Molecule: messenger RNA, 1767 nt
Organism: Meriones unguiculatus (Mongolian gerbil)
Lineage: Eukaryota; Metazoa; Chordata; Mammalia; Rodentia; Muridae
Gene: Nufip1
Product: nuclear FMR1 interacting protein 1
Exons: 11
Coding region: 68-1582 (504 amino acids)
Biological process (GO): box C/D snoRNP assembly
Cellular component (GO): nucleus
Molecular function (GO): RNA binding
Source: RefSeq, a predicted model, not a curated record
GAACGGAAGUGACGCUUAAUGUUAGUUCCACAAUUGCACUUUUGGGGCACCCUGCGCGCUAGCUGCGAUGGCAGAGCCGACCCCCGCGGCGUGGCCUUCAGCCCCGGAGCUGACUCCGGCGCUGGGGACCCCGAGCGAGGCUGCUCCUGCGCGGGACAACUGGGUGUUCUGGGCCAUGCUGCCGCCGCCGCCACCUCCUCUGUCGUUGCUGGCCGCGCGGUCCGAGCCGAGCCAGCCGGGACAGCCCCACGUGCAGACACAGCCUCUCCCCGGAACGCUUCCCCCGUUCGAUGCUCAGAUUCUCCCCGCGGCGCAGCCCCCUUUCGAUGCCCAGGCCCCGCAGGAUGUCCAGCCUCAGUUCGGCGGCCAGCCGGUCUGGAAUUAUCCAAGCUCGACGCCCUGGUACUGGGGGCUGUCUCCUAAUGGUUUUCCCACGUACCACACGCCCUACCACCCUCCCGUUACACAUUCUUAUUAUCCACGAACACAUAAUGCAAAAUUCAGUGACUUCAGUUUUCUUCAAAACAGAAAACAGAGAAAGAAGAAAAAAAAGGAACCGGUUUUCCACUUUUUCUGUGAUACCUGUGAUCGUGGCUUUAAAAAUCAAGAAAAGUAUGACAUACACAUGUCUGAACAUACAAAAUGCCCGGAAGUAGAUUGCUCUUUUAGUGCGCAUGAGAAGAUUGUCCAGUUCCACUGGAAAAAUAUGCAUGCUCCUGGUAUGAAGAAGAUCAAGCUGGACACUCCAGAGGAGAUUGCAAGGUGGAGGGAAGAAAGAAGAAAAAACUACCCAACUUUGGCCAAUAUUGAAAGGAAGAAAAAGUUACAACUCGAAAAGGAGAAAAGAGGAGAAGUGUUGACAACGACACAGUAUGGCAAAAUGAAGGGCAUGUCCAGGCAUUCACAGAUGGCCAAGAUCAGAAGUCCUGGUAAACAUCAUAAAUGGAAAAGUGCUGGGGCUAGACAGAGAGCAGUCAUUGGACUAGGCAAUCGUGCCAGAGAGUCAAAGCCUGAAGCUCCAUCCAAGGUUAUUGUAGACCCUCUCAGUGCUUUGAUACACAGUGACUCUGAGUCUGAUAAGGAAGAGAAACCACAAAGGACUAUAGUGCCUAAGGAGGUGACGCCAGCCUUAUGUUCGCUGAUGAGCAGCUACGGCAGUGUUUCCGGGUCAGAGAGUGAACCAGAAGAUCUAGCUGGCUUCGAACUCACAAAGAUCUGCCUGCCUGGGAUUAAAGAAACGCCCAUCAAGACUGAAGCAGAUGUUCUGCAAGAACAGCAGGUUCUUCAGAGCAGCCCCCCCAAGAGCCCAAGACAAAGUGUCAAAUCUCCUGGCAGAACUGUCUCAAGAGCCAGGUGGGGGGACCACCAGAGGAAUGGUUUCAGAAAGAUAGUCCUGAAGCGGAAAAAGGGUCAUCACCACCCAUUAUUUGAGCCAAGAACACACCACCCGUAUCUCCUGGAAAUGCUUCUAGCUCCAGACAUUCGACAUGAAAGAAAUGUGAUUUUGCAGUGUGUUCGAUAUAUCAUCAAAAAAGACUUUUUUGGACUUAACACUAAUUCUGUGAAAGCUGAAGAUGUGUAAAUGCCUCGUGUUUCUGCACAGCAAGUGAAGCUGUGAGAGAGCUCCGUCCUUGAGUAAACAGAGGAAACCAACAACUUCUAAAGACAGGAUCAGAAAUUAAACUGUAAGACAAGUGGGAUGCUACAUUGGAUUUUAAGUCUGUCUUUUGGCUUUAUGCAAAUAAAUGCACAGCUGGUCUUUUUAAA